Molecule: messenger RNA, 5822 nt
Organism: Phaedon cochleariae (mustard beetle)
Lineage: Eukaryota; Metazoa; Arthropoda; Insecta; Coleoptera; Chrysomelidae
Source: the annotation of a GenBank genome assembly
UAGAACACAAUUUGGUAAUAAAAUAAUGUCACUGAAUGCGUUGAACUCUGCAAAACUGUGGUUAGUUGCGAAUUUUGAUUCAUCAGCGUUAAUAUUCUACAAUUUCCAGUAUGCAAAUUAUAAUCAUCAGUGUUUGAAAACUAAAAAUGAAGGCUUUAACUUGCCUCGCAAUUUUUAUGUGCGCUCUAAUUUCCGUUCAAUCACUCUCUAAACGCGAUAAAAAAUUAUUGAAAUUCAAAAAAGAAGUUGACAAAAUCGGCACUGAUUUGGAAAACUUCACAUUUGAUAUCGCAAAAGAGGUAGUGAGAAAAAGUGACUUUGACUCAUAUCCGGAAUACGACUAUGAAGAUGAUAACGAAGAAGAUUAUGCCACGAAAGAAGAUCAUCCAGCAAAAAACAGUGCCCCAAAUGAAACAGAGUACACCCAUAACAACAAAAUAGUGAAAGAGAAGAAACAUAAUAUUGAUUCUACUACUACUUCUGUUCACCACAACACUAACAAAGCUGAAAAUCAAACCAAACCAUCAACAAAGGUCAAUGAACCUAGGAAGACCAGAACCAAAAGGUCUUUAAGCAAUGACCCAACAGAAUUGUCAGAAAACUCCAUGCAUGAAUCCACAGUGGAAGUCACAAACAACAAAGACUGCUACCAAAAAACCUUGGAAGAAAGCCUCCUUGAACGACAAGACAUAGAAGACCUGAAACGAGAAGUGAAUCACCUUCACGAACUAGUAAUCAUUUUGAAAGACCAACAGAAAAUCCUAACCGAGCUAGAAAAAGAAAGAAACAGCGAAAGCACACAACGUUUCAACCCAAAAGACCUACUCAAAGUGCUCGAACAUCUAAACAAAGACAUAAUGGACAAAGACAGAGAGACUACCUCUUACUCCACUCACAGCGAGCUAGAGAAGAUCAAGUCUGAUCUGAGAACGGCCAUUUUGGCUUUAGACAAGACGAAGAACGUCGUGGUAGAGGACAGAAAAAAGGAGAUAGCUCUGGAAAUGGAACUAGAUCGCCAAAAAGUCGAGCUAGAUUUACUGAAAAGUAAAAUAGAGAGAAUGUACCGAAAUAAUACUGAGUUACCCAAAGCUGAAAACGAGACUUUGAUAGUGGGUAGUCCACAACAUUUACCAAAGGCAAUGCCAGUAUUGAAGCUCGAAGACAACAUGAGCGAAGGUGCCCAAAAACAGCUGCAGCAGAAGACCCCCGAAGCUAGGGAGAGCAUAGAUGAUCCUAGAAGACAAGUAGCUUCCCAGAAAAGAAGAGCAAGUGACCUGGAGGACUUAACACGUCUUCUACGCGGUAUGGAUAAACCCAAGAAACCCGAUCUAGAAUCCAAGAUAGCCGAGCUUCAAGAAGAACUAGAAAAGAACUCCAAGGAAGAGAAGAUGAAGCAGCAGCUUCAGAUGCUCACUAAGCUUCUAGCCAAAGAGAAACAACCUAUUGCGCCCAAAACACUGUCCAGUGACGAAGACGAAGUGAAGAAGCUGCAGCUGCUCGUUCAGCUGCUGAGCAAACCUCAGGGCAAAACUGAGGACGACUCAGAUGUGAAUGACGAGCUGCGCAAGCUUCAGAGGGCCAUAGAGAAUCUGAGGCCUAAGGAGCAAUCGAGUGGCUUGGGAAUUGAGAGUUUUCAGGAUAUCUUUGGGGCGCCGCAGGCGAGUACCGGUACCAAAUUGACGCAGCAGCAGCUGGUAGAUAUGAGGAAGAAGCUGGACCAGAUGAUUCGGCCAAGACCGACAGCAUUGAACAUCGAUACGAAAAACAUUCCUCCACCGUACCCGCUUUGGCCGGGGAAUUACCGGAACAUGUGGCAGUACGACAAUUUUCCGGGCCCCAACGCUCACGGGUACGACAGAGGCCAGUACGGCCCUGAACAAAAUACUCCAUAUUCCUUCCAACAGCAGCCCGGAUUCGAAGAUUCCAGAUACUAUCCUGAGAACAACCCUUACGGCAGAGAUUUCUGGGAAAACCGCUACCGACAGACAGAAGACCCAGUGAAAAACCGGUUUUUUCCCGCCCCUUAUCAGGUCCCGGAGGAUUCUGGUAAAGGCGAUAAGGGACCAGCAACGACGCACGCUCUCCCGGAUUACCAAACCAAGGACGUCGAAGAAUUGAAGGUGCAAAUCGAGGCCUUGGAGAAGGUCAUCGAAGGUCUCAGCUAUUCCAACUACGGCAAGGGCCCAGAAGACCAGGAGACAGUGACGAAUUUGGAAAAGCAAAUCUAUGAUCUCAAAGCUAUCGUCAACAAUUUGAACCAAGAAACACCACUACCACUGCCAACUUACACCCAACACCCUUCAAGCUUCAGUCCACCUCAACCAAAUCACAAUCAGCCGCCUCCAAGCUACAACCAACCCCAGUCAACCUACAACCAACCCCUGCCAAGCUACAACCAACCCCUGUCAAGUUAUAAGCAGCAACCUGCUAGCUUCAGUCAGUACCCUCCAAGCUCCAACCAACCUCAGCCCAUUUCAAGCUUCAAUCAACCCCCUUCAAGCUACAACCAGCGCCCUGCAAGCUUCAACCAGCCCCCAUCGAGCUACAACCAACCCUCUGGCAACCACGAAGCAACCAUCGACCAACCCCAAAAACCCUACGAGAACCACCGAGUGACCAAAAGGUCCAGUGGACCUCUGCCCAUGUCAAGCUUCAACCAACUCCCUUCAAGCUACAACCAGCGCCCUUCGAGCUUCAACCAGCCCCCUGGCAACCACGAAGCAACCAUGGACCAACCCCAAGAACUCUACGAGAAUCACCGUGUAACCAAAAGUUCCACUGGUCCUGACAAUUCAUCUGCAAAUGCUAAACUUUUGGACGAUGUUUACAAUGAAUUGAAGAGCUAUCUUCAGGAAGAUGAUCAAGCUAGCCAGAGAAGCAACUAUGAAGACCCUGAGGCAAGGAAGAUUUCGAAUCUCAAAGCACAGUUAGAUAACCAGUACCUAACCUAUACAGACACCAAGCGUAAUAACAUGCAGCAAUCACCGGCAGUUGGUACUGGCCCUUAUUACUCCACACCUUAUGAGCAGUACGGGCAAUUGUAUCCAGGCAAGAACCAGAUCCAGACGAAUGAAGUGAAAGAUUUGUUCCAGCAGAAGAAAGGUGACAUACUAGGUUCCAUUAUCGUCAAAAUAAUUGACAAACUAGUGGCAGCUUUGCCUACGGUACUGAGCAAGCUUCUUGGUGACACUUUUACUAGUCUGAUGAAGUCUGAUCAGUAUGGCGUGCAGACCAUGCUGAACAAUUUUGGCGUGAUCGGUUAUGUUCCUUUGAUUCUGCUGAAGCUGAUUGACGGUAUUGAGUAUUUCAUGCGCGUUUUGAAGCAGAACAGGUUCUUCAAGAACUUUCUUUUGCCGGCUCUGGUUGUUCUGCUUGUUACUGGGUCUGUUAUUUUUCUUAUCUGGUGGUUUCAAGGUGAUGAUGGUGGGAUGAAUUUGAAGCAGAUCGGUUACGAGAAUCCAGGCGAACUAGCGAAGUAUCCUUAUGAUCAGUAUUCCAGAAGUAUGAAUCCUUACUAUACUGGACCCUAUGGUUAUAGAGAUGCUGGCUUGGUACCACAAUAUUCGAGAAGUUACUAUGAUAAUAAUAAUAAUAAACAAUGAUCCAAUGAAUUCUCUGAAAAUAAAUCACCUACUCUUUAAUUUUGUGUCGCUCCAUAUAAAAUUAUUGUUUACUUCAAAUUCCAAUAAUCUUGUGAAUGAAAGACAACUGACCUUCUUCAGAACACAUUGUUAGCAGACAAAUAGGUGGAUUUCUGAUUUGUUAUUGUAUUCUGGAGUUUUGUGAUAUUAUGAAAAGAGGAAUAAUUUUAUGAAAGUUUGAAUGAUCUUGUAGGAAAUUUCAUGUUUCAUCUAAGUAUGUUAUCCAGAUAACUACUGAAUUUUUCGUAACAAGGGCAAUAUAAAGAGUCUUUCAAAAUUCAGUAACUUCAGUAAAUUAAUUGAGUGGACAGUGUAAAGUGGAAAUUUUCUGGAACAUAACAGCUAUCAUAUAAUGAUAAAAUGUUUCUAUUUUCCGGAAACCUAGUGAGGAAAUCAUGUGAAAUCGAGUAUUUUUAUAUAAUAAUGUAUCUGAUACUAUAAAUUUUAUUAAACUAGAGAACAGGGAGAGUAAAUAUUCACUUAAUGUUUUCUUUUUAGAUAGAAUUCCGGUAUAAAAUGUUCUUACCGAAUCUCCCACGUGCAUGAAUUAAUUACGGAAAAUUUGUCUCGUUCAUGAAUUUUCAAAGAAAUUUCAUGUACUCAAAAAAUUUCUUGCAAUACUUCAUUCCCUAUAGCUAGGGGGAUUAUAAGUGAUGAAUACAUAACAUAGAAUGUACUGAUUACGGAGUUGCUAAUAUUUUCUAUGUUGUGUAUUCAUCAACAUACUUAUAUUAUUAUUUUCUUUUUUCCUCCUGUUUGAUUUGGCUAUACAGGGUGAUCCACGGUGGAUGGCCUAUUAGAAGUAUCUGAUGGAGGACGAAAAGACAGAACAUUCUGAAAAUUGGGAUGCUUUGAUGAUUGAACAUUCUCUAUCCGUCUAAAAUAUUUUCAUCGAUACAGUGUUGCCACUUCUAUCAGAAAGAACUACCGACUUCGUUAUUUUAAAUGGAGCACCCUGUAUUUUAUUGCAUCUUUAGAUUUUUCCUGUAGAGCAGAUUUCAUCAAUGUUUAACAGUUGGGGUCUUGUAGGACUGAUUACAGAGAUAUAGGGUGUUCAAAAUCGAGAUUUUUUGACUUUAGGAUUCUUUUGUGUCGAAACUAUUCAUUAUCGAUUGAAACGGCUCAUAUAUGUCCCUGUCUUAACUUUCGAUUCAGUAGGUAUCUACUGAAAUUCAAUUAGAACAGAUACAGGGUGAUCAGAAUUCUGAAUCUUGAAGCACCCUGUAUUUUUAUCCAAUUAAAUUCCAGUAGAUGGUGAAUCAAAAGUUAUGAUAGGAACAUGUGAGCCAUUUUGAUCGAUAAUGAAUAGUUUCGACACAAAAAAAACUAAAAUUGAAGAAUCUCGAUUUUGAACACUCAGCUCUUCAGGAAAAAUUUAAAAAUGCAAUAAAACACAGGGUGUUUGAUUCGAAAUAACAAAGUUGCUAGUUGUUUCUGAUAGAAGUGGUAACAUUGUAUCGAUGAAAAUAUUUUAGACUGAUAGAGAAUGUUCAAUUAUCAGAGCAUCCCAAUUUUCAGAAUGUUCUCUUUUCUCGUUCUCCAGAUACUUCUUAUAGGCCAUCCACUGUGGAUCACCCUGUAUAUAAAAACCUUAUUUUUUUAGUUUUUCAAACGUAUUUUUGAAGUAAUCGAAUAUGUGUCAAUUUUAUUCUGUGUUUUGAUUUUAAAAAACUGCGAACUCAGUGGUUGUUUAGUGAUUUACGUUCCCAACACAUUGAAAUAUUUUUCGGAACUGGCACAACAAGAGCAAUUAACGGUGCACGUAUACAUAUAUCCGGGAAAAAAGUUCUCAAUUUUGCCCAUAUGAAAAAAGAGAUUUAUAAAAAGUGACAUUUUGUAACCUGUCAAACAGAGAUGAAAUGUUAAAAAAAUGUUUUCCUUUCCAUGAAGAAGUCCUAUCUUGUCCUAAAUAAUUAGUCCUGAAAUCAUGAUACUAAAUUUUGAAAUACCCUGUAUAUUAUUAGCGAAAAUCACGUGAUUUCAAUGUUCAUUUUUUACUGUGUAUGGCUGAAGAUUCAAGGAUGGAGGUAACAAAAAAAAUUGGUUGCAUGUAACAUUUUGGUUUGAUAAGAUUGAAGUCGGUCUUUAUAAGGUGUCUACCAGUGUUUAAAAUAGUUAUUUUAGGUUAAGAAUUUGUUAACGGGGAAAUAUUGUUAUUAAGUGAAUAAAGAAUUAUUGUAA